UUUGAACGAAAUUACAAAAAUGUAAGAUUGUCGUCGCGCGAAGGGUAAACAAAAUUGCCUGAAGUCGAACGUAAUGCAGUUAGAGAGAAUUCCCGUUCCGAUGUGUAUCCCAACGAAACAGAAGCAUCAUUGGGCGGAAAAUAACAAGCGUGACUGAAGUCAAGUGUAAAAUAGUCAAAAAAGAUCCACAUCUGAUAUGACGCAAAAAUGUAAGGUUAUCGUCGUAUGUAAGAGCGAGCAAUAUGAAUUGAACUCGGUCGUGAAGCGGUCAGAAAAGACUGAAAUUCACAUUCCCAUAUGUUCCAACGAAACCAAAAUAUAAAAUUACCACCGGACGAGGAGCAAGGAACAAGAUCGACCGAAGUGUCAAGUGCAAAGCAGUUCGAAAGAAUUGAAAUUCCCAUUCGGCUAUAUCCUGCCGGGGCAAAAGCGAAGUCUUAUCGUCGCGCGAGAAAUAACAAAACUGAGUUAAGCUGAACGUGACAAAAAACUGCGAUUUACGUCCCGAUGCACUCGAGCAGAACAAAAUUGCGGAGGAUUGUCGUCGCAAGAAGGAGCAGAUAAGACUGACCGAAGUCAGGCGUAAAGUAGUCAGAAAGGAUUGAACUUCCGACUCUAACGCGACACGCGACAAGGGCGCGGAAUGGCGCAUAAUACGCGAUUAAUAUUUUUCGCCGAGAUUGCAUUGCUAUCUCCGCAAGUGAGGCUAAGUCCUCCGUCAUAAACUAUGUAAGCACAAACAAACAUCGAACUGGGUCGUUUACGGUGUACUGGCGACCAUGCGAGAUUAGCGCGCGUUCGUGUGCGAGAGCGCACAAACUGGAUACAUUUCUACACAAUGUACCUUUGUAAUCGACGUGUGCAGACUUGUGUGUAUAUAUACCGAGCUUGUGUGCGCGAUACCGAUACAUAGGAGGUACUCUAAGAAGAUAUCGCUAAGUGGCUGCCGAUAUACGGGACGGCAGACCAGUUUAAGACCACCUGCCCCAGUAGGUGGAACACUCCGUGCGGAGUAAUCGUUUAGCGGUGAUCGCGGGUUUAAUCGCCGAUCCGCCGUUGAGAACGGAACCUUGGCCGGGACGAUUGUCGCGGCCCGAAGGAGAAAUGGAUUCGACCCGAAAAAAGAGAAAGAAGGCGCGCGACGAGAAGAAAGUGCUGCUAUCCAUCGUCGAUCCUUGGGACGUAAAAGUAGCCAGUAUCAAUCCGGUUGGACUAGCCGCGCGACGAGGCGUCUCUCUGUCUGUCUUGUCUUCGAGUCAAGACAAGGCCAGUACCGAGCAGGAAUGGCCGAACUUGACCAAGACUUUCAAGAGCUCCGGCUCCUGGGUCAAGAUACCGUCGCCUUGGUACAAGCCUGAUAGCAGCCCCACCGGUCACGUCAAUUCCGCCAACUCCGAGGAGACCACGCUGAUCGACACGAACCUCCUGCAUCCUUGGUACACGCCGCAAAGAUCGCCCGUGAACGCGACGCGCAAAUCCUCGUCGCUGAAUCCAUCCAGAGAGAGACUGCGGGACAGCGGCAGGCGCGCGAAGGAAGACAACAAGACAGAGCGCGACGCCGAGGCGGACGAGGUCGACGGUGGAUUAAUCAACGGCACGCAGGAAAUUAGACGCGACGAUUCCGAUGACGCGGACGGCACCGCAGCGUCGGCGGCGGCAGCGCGGGUGCGUUUCGAGAUCGGCAGAGCGCGGCCGAAGCGGAAUGAAGUGCGAUGUGAGAACGGCCAAGGUGUUGACGACGCGUCGCGCGUGUUGAUCGACAGUCCAAGUGAGAACGAUCAUUUGAACAAGUCCGAGCACGCAUCGCCAGCGAUCGCGAGGUGGAAUCGCGCAAACGGAGUGGCCGUGGAAAAGCGAGAGAGUUCGCGAAAGACGGACGACGCGGAGCAAAAUGGUGACUCUCGAGUAGCCGAAGAGGAGCCUAUGGUCGUGAACAUCGUCCAGCACUUGGUGGAAUCCAGAUACAGCCCACAAACUGCGACGGACAGAAGAUUAAAAAGAAUGCCAUCAUGCCGACGACAAGAAGCGCCGAAAGAAAUAGAUCCAGUGGACAUUUCAGGCGAAUUGAACGAUAAUGCGGAUGGGGUUAUUAACAUAGUCAAACAAGAGAAUCAUCAAGAGACCAGCGACGAGGCGAAGGUGGCGAAGGCGUUGCCGAGAGCGGUAGGGCUGCGGGCUACGAAUAUCAGGAAGACCAGCAUCUCGAUGCCCAGCAAACUCGACGAGAUGGAAGUUCUCCGAAUAGACAGGCAGAACGGGACUGCUUCGAAAUUUGCGAGAGCGGAAAGUGACAGCAGCAGCAGCGUGACUUUCAGCAACAGCGGCUCGACGCCGAACGGAAGUCCCCUCUUGGGUUCUGAGACUGAAGAGGAAGCGAACGACGAGGAUUUGGUAAAAAUCCCAUUGCAAGCUCCACCGCGACGGAAGGGCAGAGCAAUAUCGCCGUCGAUGAACGAGAAAAUGGGAAACGAUCCAACGGAACUGUCGGGCGUGCAGAGUGCGAAUUCCACGAUAACUAGCGUGAACAGUAUAAGCAGUCUCUUGAAAGAGAAACUGCAACUGUCGAUACCACAGGCCUUACGUAGUAGCAAAAGACGUCAGAAUGCCGAUUACAGGCUCAAAGCGUUUGUCGGUUUCUUGUUCCUCUGCGUCGUCUUCCUCGUGAGUUUCGCACACAUUUAUUAUACUCAGCACGUUCUGCAGCGAGCUUACUUCGACAACUUCAGGUUUAACAAGAACGAUAGGGUAAUGAGAGUGUAUAGUAUCACCGGCGCUGAGAUUAUCGCCGCCAAAUUCGGCAAAGACAUACCGGACGACACAGGAGUGUACCCUUGCUUACCGCAUCAUCAAAGGCAGGAUGCGGUCUGCCUGGAGUGGCUGCAGCAAACACGGCUGUACCUGGCGCAUACGAAGCGCGAGGACAUGCACUGCUAUCAUGUGACCUGGCAGAGCCUAAGUCCGAAUUACAAUCCCAAAGACUGCUUCGAUUGGUCGUCGAAGCGUGGCCAUUGGUACGGCGCCGGUCAAAUCCAGAGCAUGGCCUACCCGCUGGAACGCAGUCGCCUGGAGCUGAGCCCUUUUGUCACAGGCGACGUGAGAAAGCACCCGUUUGGCAACGUACUAAAGAGAUAUUUCCUCAGCUCGAAGGGCGCCACGAUCCUGGUGGACCCCGAGACGCCAUUGUACGUCUCCAUUAACGCCAAUCGCACCACCGACUUCUGCCUGCAGGCCAAGCACGACGCUUUCGCCUACAUCAAUCAUCUGACGCCGCUGCCGCAGCUCAACUACACCAUCUGCGCCACCGACAACAUGAAGACCCUGCAUUCCUCGAUGGCAGAGAAGUCCUUGUGGGACGGUCUCAAGCCCGACGAGCUGCACGCUGUUCAUUCGCUGUUGUCCGAGCCAGUCUGGCAAAUCUCGCCCACCAAUGAGGCGGCCAUUUACAAUUACACCGAGGAUGUGAUCGCUUUGGGCUUCCUGCGACAAGGACACGUCCUGCUGAGCGAGGAGUGGCAGCCUAGUCCAGGAGACUUUAUAUUGGACGAGGAACGAUUCCCGUCCAUGGAGGAGACCAUCAACAUCAUUCAUCGCAGGGGAUUUAGGAUAGUCUUUAGCAUCCAGCCGUUCAUCUCCACGGAGUCCGUGAACUUCAAGGAUGCUGUCGCUAAUAGAUUAUUGAUCUCCGAGAGGGGUAGCGAUCCUAGAAUCCCGGCAUUGACGAGAUACAAGCAAAGCAACAGCGCCGGUGUGCUCGACAUCACGAACAACAAGACCUUGCCGUGGCUGCAGGCGAAGCUCGAGAGACUGAUUAUGAAGUACCAUGUGGAUUCGUUCUAUCUCGAUCUCGGCACAGCUCAGGACAUGCCGCAUUACUACAAGUGCGAGCAGCCCCUGACCAACCCCGAUCACUACAAGACGAUCUUCACGCGCUCGAUAUUGGGCACGAUCCCCGUGAUCGGCGUAUCGAGCGCCAUUUCCAGGCCGCGAGCGCCAGUCUUCGUGUCCCUGCCGCCGUUUCCCUCCUCGUGGAAGGCCAUCAAGACUGUCAUUCCUACCGUACUGAGCUACGGCAUGAUCGGUUUCCCCUUCAUCAUGCCCGGAGCGGUGGGUGGCGACGUGGCGUUGCCGAUGUCUGACAACAACCCGGACAAUGACUUCGAGGUGAAUCUACCCGACAAGGAGCUCUACAUCCGAUGGCUGCAGCUGUCCACUUUCCUACCUGUCAUCCGUUUUACUCAUCUACCAAGCAAGUAUUCGGACGAGUCGGUCCUGGAAAUCGCCAAGCGACUGACCACCUUGAGGCAGAAGACGGUGACACCGUUGCUGAAGAAGUACGCGAACGAGACCCUGGACACCGGUCUGCCCAUCAUCCGACCGCUCUGGAUGUUGGAUCCGGCCGAUCCAGCCUGCCAUGUGGUGGUCGACGAAUUUUCCGUGGGUGAGGAGCUAAUCGUCGCGCCGGUGCUUUAUUCUGGCAGCCGACAGAGAGAGGUUUACCUGCCGGCAGGUGUCUGGAGAGAUGGCAUCGACGGGAGCCUGAGGAAAGGCUCCAGGUGGAUUCACAAUUACAGAGUGGCAGAAGACAAGGUGGCAUACUUCGUUAAAAUGCCGGAUAACACGAGAUUCUGAAGAGCGCGUUGACUGCUUACCACUGACCCACCGAGGAAUCACGAAGCUGAGGAGAAGCUCGAGGUGGAUUCGCAAUUACAAAGUGAUGGAGGACAUUGUGGGAUACUUCGUCAGGAUGCAGGAAGACAAAAUUCUGACGAAAGUCGACUACUCGUCGUCGACUCGCCGGAGAAUCACAAAGCUCACAGCCUCCAAAGGAAUUUACUAUUCAAGAUGGCGGAGGACAAGGUGGGGUACUUCGUCAAAAUACAGGGAAACAUAAGAUUUUGAGGAGCGCUCGUCGUCGUCCCGUCGAGGAAUCGCUAAGCCAAGGAUCCUGAAGUAUAAUCUGUGCGUCAUUAACGAGUUUCAUAAAACUUCAUCGAUGCGGUUCUUCUUGCUAUGAUCCGCACGGUGAACUUGUUUCUUGCUGAACUUUGAAAGUGCGGCGAAACGACCGUGCAGCAGUGUUGGAUACUUCAUGGCAUUCUCAGACGAUAACGAUACACUUUGCACGUGCCAGCAUGAUGUACGUAAUGUAUGUAUUCAAGAAUAGUGCGGGAAAUAUUACUUGCAAAAUACCGAGGAGGUUUAAUCGCGCGGAGAAUAUUUAACGUUGUUAUGUUUUGUGUAAACAUUACGGUCGAUCGCAUCGGAUCAGCGCGUAUCGUGGAUACGCGCUAAUACAUACAGUGAAUGUCUUUAUUAACGACAGUGUUCUAAUUUGUGACAAUUGUGUCAAAUUUAUCUGGUGAAUCGGCUAAUAUUUGGGUCUACAUCUAAUUAAUUCAAUGCCUCCCCACAUAUAAAAUACUAUUUCUUGAUACGUCAGUUUUGUAAAAGUUAAAGAAUAACUGGGCACAAAUCUAAUAAAUAUUAAGUAACCAAGAAAGUUCAUGCCGUUUUGAUAUAUGCAAAACUUUAAAUAAUUAAUUUCCGUAAGUGUUAUAUACUAGUAAAUUCUCAGAUAAAUAAACUUUUGUUUAAGCAUACAUAAUCACAGUUUGAAUUGAUAGUGUGCGCAUGUGCAGUUGGACAACGACAAAACCUAGAAACGGCAUGAACUUUCUUGGUUAUUUAAUACAUGUCCAAUAUUAACUGUCAACUUCUAAAACGUCGAAGAUAAUUUUUAAAAGUCUGCGGGGAGAUUAUAUUCUUCUUUGUCCUUAUUCUAAAUUAGGUAUAUUAUUGAUUAUAUCAAUUUCGAAUAAAAUUCGAAUAAAAUACUAUAAUUAAAUUAUAAUAAAUAUUAUAAAUAUAAGCACAUUGUUGAGGGCAACCUUCGGAACCUGUCGAUAUCUUAAAAAUUGAUAUUUAAUAUCAAAUGUCUUUAUUCUUGUCAUGAUCUAUGCAGUUAUUCUUUAACUUCUUCAAAACUAAACUGUUUUGUUUCUAAACGGUAAUACUAGUCAUUUCUGAGAAAAUAUAAAUAAAUGAAAGUCUUUCUACAGAUUAAAAAAUCUAAUACAAUUAAAAACCCAAAUGUUGAAGCUUUCCGAUAAAUUCAACUUUGUGUACUACAUAUAUAUAAUUAGUUUAACACAUAUAUUAUUAAUUUCUUAUCAUGUUUUCAUGGGAUUACUUGGUUACUAAUUAAGACAUUCAUCGUACUGAAAACAAGUCAAAUGUGUAGAUUUAUUUUACGCCAACAAUCAUAUCUUAUUGUAGCCAACGAAGCUGCUUUACCGUAUACUGAUUCGUCGAUAAUUUAUUAGCGAGAGAAAUUGAGAUUCAGUGAUGUAUAAAUAGAAAAUAAAACAAGUGAAUGAAGCGCUGUCCUCGCGAGGAAUGCACCUGGACGCAGUCUUGCAGGACGCACGGUCUGUUUAUUUUCAUCUCACAAACUUACAUGACAAGUAUGUAAAAUAAUAAAAUGCGUAAGCAUGCAAAAAAGCGGAGAUCGAAA
Molecule: messenger RNA, 6514 nt
Organism: Harpegnathos saltator (Jerdon's jumping ant)
Lineage: Eukaryota; Metazoa; Arthropoda; Insecta; Hymenoptera; Formicidae
Product: myogenesis-regulating glycosidase
Exons: 11
Coding region: 1105-4629 (1174 amino acids)
Biological process (GO): carbohydrate metabolic process
Molecular function (GO): hydrolase activity, hydrolyzing O-glycosyl compounds
Source: RefSeq, a predicted model, not a curated record